Messenger RNA from Hydra vulgaris (swiftwater hydra), 929 nucleotides. The record is from RefSeq and is a predicted model, not a curated record. Lineage: Eukaryota; Metazoa; Cnidaria; Hydrozoa; Anthoathecata; Hydridae.
AAAAUUUAUUUAUUUAGUGCAAAAACGUUACAUGCAAAAUAAAAUAAAUAAACCGGUCAAACAAGUAAACCGGUCAAACAAGUAAACCGGUCAUUUUGAUUUCUACCAAAAACAUAGUUUAUUACCAAUGAAUUUAGGAUGUCAGUUCCAGAAAAUGAAGGAACAAUAAAGAAAAUUUUAAAAAUAUUUACUACAGACAGCCAAACUGGUUUGCGUCAUCCUAAAGCUUUGUUAGUAGAUCAAUCAAUUUUAGCUGGCUGCCUAGCAGGUUUUUUUAUUGGUGGUAGGAUUGGUGGUCGUGUUGGAGCAGUUGAACAUAUUGAAAAUACAAAGUUAGAAGUUUACCAGUCAGUCACUCAUGCACAUAGACAAUACCAUGGUAGAGUUAUUUUGGGAUUUGUAAAAAAUGGAUGCAAGUUUGGUUGGAGAGCUGGCUUAUUCUCAGGGUUCUACAGUUUUGUCAUGGUUGUUUUAAGUGAGAUAACAAAUACCAAUGAUAAUGUAAACCUAAUUGGUGCUGCAGCUGUUACUGGCGUUGUUUAUAAUUGUUUUAGUGGAUGGAGGAAAAUGAUUGUUGGAGCAAUAUUAGGAACAGGGAUGAGCCUUCCUUUUGCUGGGUUAAUUGAAGCAGUUCGUUUUAUAACACCUGAAGAUAAAAAAGCAGAGAUAAACGUGUUCAAAAUUCUAAAUUAUCAACCUGUCGUUGAUGAUAAGCCAACUUUAUCCAGUUUGGAUGUUGGCAGUGUAAUCAAUGAUCUUCAGAUAUCACUUGCAGACCUUAAUGAGAUCAAUUUACCAAAAGAAGUUGAAAGACCUAAAAUUGAAAUGAAUCAACAAGUUGAAGAAAAUGAACCCUGUGUUAUACAGGACACCAAUUUAGUAAUGAACAAAUAAUUUUGUGUUGCGUCUUAAUAUAAAAUUAAUAAAUA